UCCUGGUGAACAGAGUCGACAUUGAGUGAACGUAUUGCUACACAAUACCAACCUACAUGUACAUUGAUGUUGAGACGUUGAAACUCAGUGGAGUCGGGUCAAGUUUUAAGAUUUAGCCUAAACCAAAAUGGCGCAGUGGAAUGGGUUCGAGGCUGAUUAUAAACCUCAAAGCUCCGAUCUGAGAGACACUUGCUUCAGUCACUACGACAAAGAUAGAGAUGGCGUUUUGAACGCAACGGAGUUCCACACUCUUUGCUGCGAUUUGUUCAUAGUUGAUGGAAGGCAACAUGUUUUCUCCAAGACUGAGUCAGAGGUUAUGAUGGGAAUAUUGAGCAGCGGAAAGAGCGGGGUAAUCGACAAGAAUGACUUUGACUUCUGCUGGAAAAAUUGGUUCAAGCAGAUAUUAAAUCCCAAAGCAGCCCUGAUUGUGGUAGAUGUUCAGAAUGACUUUGUGGACGGUUCCAUGGAUCUGAGAAACUCACCAGCCGGCCAAGAUGGCGCAGAAGUCCUACCUGUCAUUAAUAGGCUUUUGGACUUGGCCUUUGAUGUUGUGGUUUACACCAAGGACUACCACCCACCCGAUCAUGUGUCCUUCUUCAAAAAUCUGAAUCUGAGGAAACUCCAUCCAUCAAGUCAUGUCAACACCGAAAAAGCCAAGAUGUUCGACACAGUUAUCUUCGACAGCGAACCACUCGUCGAACAGACCCUCUGGCCGGCUCACUGUGUAGAGGGUACAAAAGGAGCUGAACUACACCCUGAUUUGAAAUUUGUGAAGGACAGCCUUGUUCACUUGAAAGGCACCGAUCCCGAUGUAGAAAGCUACUCCGCGUUCAUCGACAACAAGAAACGCGUCAACGCAGCAUUGGUAGCCGACCUCAAGGUGCGAGGGGUCAUCGACAUUUACGUCUGCGGAUUGGCCUUUGACGUUUGCGUGGCAAUGACUUCUCUCGACGGUCAACGUCUUGGCUACCGGGUCAUGGUAAUCGAGGACGCCUCCAGGUGCACUAGCUUUGAAAAGGUCGAAAAAAUGAAGAGGGAAUUUCUUCAAGCUGGCUGCGUCAUUGGCACUUCAUUAGAGGUCCCAUCGAUGCUGUCGGGAAAGACCAGACUUCCUCAGUGGGGCCUGGUGGCGGCGCAAAACGCCCUUAAAGCCAGAGUGGCGCAGCAGCCCGGAUACAAAGGAGAGACUAAGCUGGACGAGCAGUGAAACGCAGAACAGACGAACCUCGUCAGAGAUCCAGGGAAUAACAACAGAUAGUGAUUUGAUGAUAAUGCGUACUAUAGGUUCUAUGCGCAAGGCAAACGGCUAAUCUGCAGAUAAAUGCAUCCUGUUUAUUAAAUCUAUGGGCGUUUUUGAAACAAGUGGAUUUGGCUUAGACAUUGGUCUCUCUGGUUUCGUCCGUUUUGCAGCACCGUUCGAAACCACAGGUUGAAGCUCUGACAAGAACAGCGAAACUACAUUCUAAGCCGAAUUCACUCGUUUCAAAAACGCCCUAUAGUGUUGUCACACAAGUGGCUGUGCCAUUUUCUUUGGAGCCAUUUUGUUUCAACGAAAAACGAUACAAUUCAGCAUUUAAGAUGAAGAAUUUAUCGGAAUUUAUCAAUUUAGUUGGGAUAGCCACUAGUACUCUUAAAAAGCCAGACGUUGGUGUUUGGAAAUUUAGUAAUCACACCAAGAGCCAAACACACACACGCGCUGUAGAAACAACCGAGAGCGAAUUAAACCUAAAAGUGGCACGGAUUAUACGGAGUGCUUUAGUGGAACACGGUCAAAGAAACUUCUUGAACGCACAGCUCUUAACGGAGACCACACCGGCUCUUGAAAAACAACUUCCAAUCAAUAUGACGUAAUUUCGCGCUGGUAUAUACUUAAUACUCGCUACAACGCUGGUGUGUCUUUGCGGUGCAAAAGGGUGAAUUGUACUACUACACCUCAUAAAUAUUCUUGAGAAAAUAUGAGCGCGCGUAAUUGGCCGAUUCCACGUCGCGUCUGGGAAGUAGAAAUGAUACGCUACCAGGUGAUGCGUAGUGGUGAGUAUCCACCUCGCUGCCGUGCGGUAGUUUUUUUCUGGUAGCAUAAAAAAAUCCCUCUGGAUCCCGCCGCGUUAAUAUGUAAACUGUGUCAUGUAAUCUUGACGGAACCAGUCUGGAGUUGUAUCCUAAUAACUAUUACAGUA
Molecule: messenger RNA, 2177 nt
Organism: Acanthaster planci (crown-of-thorns starfish)
Lineage: Eukaryota; Metazoa; Echinodermata; Asteroidea; Valvatida; Acanthasteridae
Molecular function (GO): calcium ion binding
Source: RefSeq, a predicted model, not a curated record